CCUCCUCUUCAGCAUUCACCUAUAUUAUUAGGUUAGUCACACACUCAAUUCAUAAGUACUACUACUCACAUUUCUAUCUCCCUCUUUCUCUGAAACGUCUAGCAAAUGGGUUUGAAGCACUCUUCUUCUUCUUCUUCCUUAUUCUUCCUUAUCCUUUUAUUCUUAUUACUUUCUUCUCAAGUCUCCUCACAAGCCUGCCUAAAAACAUGCGGCCAAAUACCCAUCAAGUACCCGCUUGGAACCGGGUCAGGUUGCGGUGACACACGUUUCACACGUUACAUCAAGUGCGACCCAGACCAGCAAACUCUAACGCUCACCACACACACAGGCUGCUACCCUAUCACGUCCGUCGACUACACCAAGCAAAUCAUCUACGUCACUGACUCGUCUAUGUCCACGUGUGCAUGUACCCGACCCAGCCAAGGAUUCGGGUUGGACUGGGACGCUCCGUUUUCUUUUCACGACGACACCGUUUUUACGCUUCUUGACUGUUCUGUUGACGAAUCCCCUGUUUUCAAGCCGUUAAGUAACAGUACCGGACGUGUCUCUCUAUGUGACCGUCAGAGCUCCUCUAUUUGUAACUUCUUGUACUCAAAUUGCAGGGCCAUUAGUCUAAUAAACCUCCAAGAAUCAACAUGUUGCGUCUACGUACCCCUAGAUCUCGGACCAUCGUUUGAAAUGGACCUACAGAAGCUCCGGUGCUCUUCUUACUCCGGUUUCUACAAUCUUGGUCCGGCCCAAGAAUCUCACCCUGAAAAUUGGAACUAUGGAAUCGCACUCAAGUACAAGUUCAACGUCUUCGAUGAGUAUCCUGCCGUGUGUGGUGGCUGCGAGCGUAGUAACGGUGCUUGUGGAUACAACACUCAGACUAGCUCGUUCGUUUGUAACUGUCCCGGUGGGAUCAAUACGACGUCAGAUUGUUUCUUCCUUUAUAACUCGGCUUCUAUUGUUCUACCUUGGAUCUCAACAGGAGCAUGGAUGAUGUACCCUAUGUCAUUGGUUGUAUUUUGGACAGUGAUGAGCCUUCCUUGAAGGAGUUGGAAUGGUUCGUACUGAAAGCUUAAUGAAUGGAAUCUUUGCGUCUUCUUUCUAUAUUCUUUGUGAUAACAUCACGUGACAAGAUUCCCUAUUGGUUGUCUGUGAUAUCAAUGAUGUAAUGGUUCGUAGUUUAAAAAGACAACCGUUUCACA
This is a messenger RNA of Brassica oleracea var. oleracea, 1190 nucleotides long. Its product is annotated as wall-associated receptor kinase-like 20. NCBI's taxonomy places the organism in Eukaryota, Viridiplantae, Streptophyta, Magnoliopsida, Brassicales, Brassicaceae. Gene Ontology annotation, molecular function: polysaccharide binding. The transcript is spliced from 3 exons. The record is from RefSeq and is a predicted model, not a curated record. The coding region runs from base 106 to 1032 and encodes 308 amino acids.